This is a messenger RNA of Diatraea saccharalis (sugarcane borer), 327 nucleotides long. The record is from the annotation of a GenBank genome assembly. Lineage: Eukaryota; Metazoa; Arthropoda; Insecta; Lepidoptera; Crambidae.
AUGUAUGAUUAUGUCUCCAUGUUUGCGUUAGAAUCUGGGCUAUGUUCCAGCCUGCUAUGCGGCCGUACCAAAGAGUUAGAAUUGGGCACCAACGGGGGCGUAGGGUCCGCCUUAGCACUGGCAAUGUUACGGCCCCCUUUUGUUACUACCAACGCACCCUGUCAACUGAAGCUAACGGCUCCUGAUGGGGCCGCCUUCACCGUCAGACUCAUAGAUGUUAAGAAGAGUCAACUGAUCCAUUUCUUUUCUAAGAACAAUGUAUUGAAACUCAGCAAGAAGAAGAAGAAAAUGAAGUUGAAGAAGAAUAAAAUGAUAAUUAACAAAUAA